Molecule: messenger RNA, 2217 nt
Organism: Protomyces lactucae-debilis
Lineage: Eukaryota; Fungi; Ascomycota; Taphrinomycetes; Taphrinales; Protomycetaceae
Product: ketopantoate reductase PanE/ApbA C terminal-domain-containing protein
Exons: 3
Coding region: 1-2217 (738 amino acids)
Cellular component (GO): cytoplasm
Molecular function (GO): oxidoreductase activity
Source: RefSeq, a predicted model, not a curated record
AUGGAGAGCAGUAAUAAGCUCAGAAUACUGUCAAUUGGGAGUAAUUCCAUUUCUGCAUUUCUAGCAUGGCGGCUACAAGCAUCCGGCGCAGCAGACGUGACGCUCGUCUGGCGAAGCCAUUUCGACUCUGUCAAUCAAUUCGGCGUCGGCUUCAAAUCCGACCUCUACACCUCUGAGCGAUUUCGCCCAUUCCGCGUAGUGAGGACAGUGGAAGAAGCAUCCGACACAGCUGGCUACGACUACGUCUUUGUCUGUGUCAAGGCGCUCCCUGACGUUUACGAUCUCGCACAAGUCAUCACUUCCGUCAUUACACCAGCCCAUACCUGCAUCGUCCUCAACACGACGACUUGCUUAGGUGUCGAAGCCAGUAUUCAGAGCACCUUCCCACGCAACCUCGUCAUUUCUCUAUGCAGUGCAGUGGAACUCAUCCAAACGGGACCUGCUGAUUUUGAGCAUGUUGGAUCCCGCACCAUACGGAUUGGCGCCGUCAAGAGUAACCCUAAUUUACCACAGGAAGCGCAGCAAGACAUGACGGAAUCGCUGACAUUGACACUGGAAGCUGGUGCCGUGGAUUGCAUCAUGACGGGUGCUAUUGAAAAGCAUCAAUGGGAGAGGUUGAUUGGUGCAAUGGCAUUUCAUCCAGUCAGUGUUAUUCUGCAGGAACCAAGUCAUGAAGUCCUCAUGGAGAAUACACAAGUGGCACUUCUCAUUGAAGAUGUCCUCGAUGAAUGUCUCCAGGUUGCGGAAAAGCGACGCUGCAACUUCGCCUUUGACUUCAAGCAGCAAGUCAUCAAAUCACUCACACAAACAAAAGAGCCCAAAUCCACCAUGUACCAGGAUUUUCUUGCUCGACGACCGCUUGAAAUUGAAGUCUUGCUCGCGACACCCAUUCGCAUGGCCAAAGAAGCAAAUGUCCCUACCCCUAAACUCGAAUCCAUCUAUGCCCUACUCAGCAUGGUGAAUAAGGUCAAUCAGAGCAAGGUCAAUGUUGCGCCAGCCGGUAAUGGAUCUCCUGCGCAUGCACUCGUACCACAACACACAGGACAAAGCAUGAUGGGUCAACAACGCAUGAUGUAUCGACAACCUGGACCUCCUGACGCUGCUAUGGUUCGACAAUACGGACCACCUCCCACAGGCAUGAAUGGCUAUCGCAAUGGACCACAACCCAUGCGUCGUCCGUCUCAACAAGGUCCACCACCAACGCAACAACCUCGCAUGGCACGACAAGAAUCAAUAGAAGAUUUCGGUGAAUUCGCGAGUGUGGCCAUGUAUAGCGAUAUGCCUGAUCCAGCAGAAUCUGGGUAUGACGCAUAUGGUGUGCCUCUGCCACCGCAACAGCAAUCACGACGUGCCAUGACUGGGCAACCAGCUCGACCAGCCAGUAAUGGUACCUUUACGCAAAUGGGUAAGAAAAUGGGCAAGAUGCGAUUAUCGAGAGGUCAGCGUCAAGAUUAUAUGGAAGACGAAGAUGAUGAUGAUGACGAUUUCGCACCACAGGGACAUGCAAAACAACGUCCAGCCAUCCAUGCUGAUCAAGUGGAUAUGCUGGCCAUGACGCGACGACCUGGGAAUAAUCGUUCGUCCAGUGCCACGUAUCGUGAUGAUGGCUAUGGUGUGCCUGCUGCGCGACCUAAAAUGAAUAAGACACGGUCAACGAUGUCACCGGGUAUGGCAGAUAUCCCCAACGCGCGUGAUGUCUUGACAAGCUCAGCGUUGUUCGGCAUGGGUGAUAAUCGGUAUGGCAUUGUUGAUUCUCAAUCGUUGGUGAAACAAGGACGUACCAUGUCUAUGCAGAGCUCCAGUCAACGACUCAACAGUUUGGGAAGUAGCAGCAUGUAUGCUGGUGGCGGUGGUGGCAAUCAUCACUACCCAAGACCACAAGGACCACCCAACUCCAUGAUGAAUGGUAGGAAUGGCUACCCACAGCAAAAUGGUAAUGGACGAGGCUACAAUGCACCACAAAAUCUACGAGGUGGUCCACAACCGCAACAGGCGUAUCCACAACCACGCGGCCAACAAUACGGAUACCCCGCCAAGGGCAGUGACCCGAACCUCCCAGCGAGUGUGAAUCCAGCCAUGCGAUCUGUGACGGGUAGCGCAAGUGCUAGUUUUGGCAGUGCAGGUGAGAAUGCAUCAGGCAGUCACUCGUCAUCGAGUAGCCUUGAUCGGCCUGCAAAUGGCAAUCACCCACAGCAUGGGCAUCAGCUCGUCAGAUGA